AGUCGGAAUAGAAAUUUGAUAUUAAAUUUUUUUUCAGAAAAAAUGAGAUUAAAAGAUGCGUUGAGCUUGCUGGUUAUAAACUUAAUUCUAAUUAUAUUAUGCAGUGUUGGUUUCUGUCAAGAACUAUCCCCGGAAGUUUUUCUUCAGCUUUUUCUCGCUAAACGAAGGGAGCAGCUGAGCGCAGUUAAAAACAUUCAGGCUUUAGAUGCCGAUAAGCAGAUAGUAUUCCUGGAUCAGGUGACUGCCAAGAUUGGUGAGGUGAUGUCGCGGAGUAGGACUAAUAUUGAGAACUCUGGAUAUAUACCUGGAGAACAGUUCCCGAGUGAGAAACCUCUUCAAGAAGCUUUAUCACUGCUUCUAGAGAACUCUUGCUUAUUAUGUGAUAUUACGCUUAGGUUCCCUGACGAUGUUCAGAAGAGACUAAGUGCGCGCAAGGAGCUUGAGCUGACUGUGCGCUGGAGUGUUGGCUAUGUGAUGGAUCUUCAGAUGUUGGAUGAAACAACGCGAAAACUAUUGAAUCUGUGCGCGCAGGAGAUUAAUCUGAUUGACAGGGUCCCGGAGUAUCAUAAUCCAUACAGGGUAAAGCGUACUCCUACAAAACGGUUCGAAGACCCCCCUCCACAAACCAAGAAGCCCAGGAAGAAGUUGAGCCGAGGUCCUAAAAUGUCAAGAUCUGAACUCUAAAAUGUCUAAAGAGGUCUCUAAAAUUUCUAAAACUUGGCUCGAUAAGUAUGGAGUUGAAAAAGAUGAAUUUCUGUGAUAUUAAGUUAAAUUAGAGUAAUUGUCUGCUGCGCACUUGUUCUUAAAAUACCAAAGACGUUCUACAACAAUAAAGUUGUUAAAUUAUUCG
This is a messenger RNA of Eurytemora carolleeae, 850 nucleotides long. Its product is annotated as coiled-coil domain-containing protein 134-like. Lineage: Eukaryota; Metazoa; Arthropoda; Copepoda; Calanoida; Temoridae. Bases 43 to 684 code for a protein of 213 amino acids. The record is from RefSeq and is a predicted model, not a curated record. The transcript is spliced from 5 exons.